AAAUUUGUCAUUAUAUUUUUUUUCUCCAAGCAAAACAAUUGUCAUUUGGACAUUAAUAAAUAUAAAAUAAUUACUAUUGUUUACUAGCAAAUUGUUUAAAUAACAAACACAUCAAAAUGAGUUUUCGAAUUCCAUCAGUUAAAUCAAAGGCAUCAUUUGAUGCUCCAUUUGAAGUCAACAAGGGUGAAUAUGAAGUGACAAAUCCAAUGGUAACUGGAAGUGCAGUUUCAAAAAAUUCACAUUUCUCACAUGCCAUAGAAAACUCUGAGCAGAGUUUUCAUCAAAAUCAACUUCGUCGAGAAAUGGUCAUGUUGAGAAACGUCCAGGGUUUACAUGCACCAAUGCGUUUGGCAAUGGAACUUAAAGCUGCUGAACGUGUUGGAAGACAUCCAUUUAUGCCAUCAUCAGGAUUAAUGAGAGACGUUUUACUUGGACGUGAUGAAGAAAUUGGAUUUGAAGAUGUUUUAAAUUGCUCUGAAUUCAAAGAAGAAAUGGGACAACCCCAUGCUAUUGUAGAAAAAAAACUUGGCUUUUUUUAAUUAAUUAAAUAAUUCAUAUCUUUAAAAAUCAAAUUUGUACUUGAGAUUCAAUUCAAUAAACAAUAUUAAAAA
Aphidius gifuensis is the source of this 611-nucleotide messenger RNA. RefSeq names its product proteasome maturation protein (gene Pomp). The transcript is spliced from 5 exons. Gene Ontology annotation, cellular component: nucleus; cytoplasm. Bases 117 to 539 code for a protein of 140 amino acids. The record is from RefSeq and is a predicted model, not a curated record. NCBI's taxonomy places the organism in Eukaryota, Metazoa, Arthropoda, Insecta, Hymenoptera, Braconidae. Gene Ontology annotation, biological process: proteasome assembly.